CAAAUAACAUAACUACACUUUUACCCACUGAAACGACUUAUAAAUCAGUUUACGAGGAAUAUUUAACUAGUUUAGAAGUAGACAUUUUGAUUGGUCUCAAAACACUCAAAUUCCCUAUUCUAGCCAACAAGCCAGUCAAAG
Molecule: messenger RNA, 141 nt
Organism: Ambispora leptoticha
Lineage: Eukaryota; Fungi; Glomeromycota; Glomeromycetes; Archaeosporales; Ambisporaceae
Source: the annotation of a GenBank genome assembly